AUGAUUUGGUUGUUAAUGGUGUAUUUAAUUUUACCGAUACCGCUCGUGGAACUCGAUACGAGACCAGUAGUCCACAUACCAAAGGACCUUAGUGACUUCAUGACGAAAACUGCCUUCAAUUGCAUGAUAAAGUUGCAAACCUCAAGUAUUAUGGUAAAACGCUUCUUCGAAUUUCAACUCCCAGAUAAUGAAGCUAGCAAAAAGUUUCUUUACUGCGUCAGUUACGAGACGUAUCUGGCCGAUGAAGACGGCCACAUGUCCGAAGCGCUGCUGAGACUUUUCGAUGGAAGCGAACAUGCAGAGGAAGUUCAAAAGGUGUUCGAAUCUUGCAACAAAAUUAAGACCAAGUCACCUGUUCGGACAAUUUUCGAAGUGGCCAACUGUUUUUAUAAAAAUUCACCAGUCGUUUUAGGUCCGGAUUUAGUUCGAUAUUAA
Molecule: messenger RNA, 435 nt
Organism: Papilio polytes (common Mormon)
Lineage: Eukaryota; Metazoa; Arthropoda; Insecta; Lepidoptera; Papilionidae
Exons: 2
Coding region: 1-435 (144 amino acids)
Molecular function (GO): odorant binding
Source: RefSeq, a predicted model, not a curated record